Messenger RNA from Peronospora matthiolae, 183 nucleotides. Lineage: Eukaryota; Oomycota; Peronosporomycetes; Peronosporales; Peronosporaceae. The record is from the annotation of a GenBank genome assembly.
AUGCAACGGUUUCGAAACGCCACGACCUUUCGCACGUGUCGGUGGAAACACGAGACGACGCCGUGUUUGUGUGGAAGUGGGCGCUCCAAGGUGCUUGCUGACCAGAUUGGCUGCGGACUGGACGUUUGUCGGGUCAGCGCGCGAGGCACGACGCCACACGCUGGUGGCAGGAAACGAGCAUGA